Messenger RNA from Blepharisma stoltei, 1125 nucleotides. The record is from the annotation of a GenBank genome assembly. Lineage: Eukaryota; Ciliophora; Heterotrichea; Heterotrichida; Blepharismidae.
AUGGAAAAUCAAAGACGAUUUUUGCAGCUUGGCCAACGAAGAAAAGAUAAGCUAAGACAAGUCCUUGAACAUCAGUAUGGCGAAGAGGUACUUUUAAAUUAGAAAAUCCUCAUAAUCGAAAAAGCAAUGGCUAAUGUAGAUCAGCUUUUCGACCAAGGCCUCUCAUUUACAGAAAUCCUUCAUCAAUUGCAAAACAAAAUCAAUCAAGAAACUUCCAAUUCUCCACAAAAAUUCCCAGCUGAAAAUAGAGCUUCAGUGUAUAACCAGCAGCAACGGGUUUAUAAUGAUGAAAGAAAAAUCCAUAACGAUUAUCCACCCAUCAAUAAAUCCUACUUCAAUCACCAACAGAAUCAGGAGCUCGCUAGCAAUAACUCUUUUGUCCUCCCUAGAGGAAGAAAUAAUUUUGAUAAACAAAGCUCUGAACGGUCUUUAAGUGAAUGGGACGAAUACGACGAAAUGCGAAGCAGAUUUGAGCUAGAAUUUAAAGGAGUUUCUAAAAAUUUCGAAGAAAUACAGAAAAAAAUUGUUCCUGCUGUUUCUCCAUUUGAAUACAAAGCUAAGCAAGACGAGCUUAAAGCUCUCGAAGCUAUGAAAAUAGGCCAAGCGUUUUAUAAAGAAAAAGAAAUUUAUGACAAAAUGCAUCAUAAACAAGUUCUCACAGAAAACAGAGAGGCACUGCUGAAGCAGAUGAGAGAAAAACAAGAAAUGAUGAAUAAACAAAUGGAAGAAGAUAAAAUAUAUGGAAUGUCUCUUGCGGAACGAAAGAAGCGAGGAGAGCUGAACCAAAUGUAUGACAAGAUGAGAAAUAGAGAGAAACAACGAGAAUAUUAUGUUGCGUUAAAAAAUCAAGUCGAUAACAAAGAAAUAGAGAAAAAAAAAUUUGAUGCUUUGAAAGAGGAACUUAGAAAAGUUCAUAUGUCUAACCCAGAAAUCGGGAUCAGGAACCUAAAUCCUAUAGUAAAAGAUAUCAGUCAAGUGAACAAUCAUUAUUCGCCAAUCAAAGGAAUCAACGAUAGCUUUCGGUACAAUCCUGCCUCAAAUUACUCCUUUUCGACUGAAAGGAGCGCAACACCUGGCCGCAGUGGAUAUCUGGCUCAUUAUGGAAGCCAUGUCUUACAUAAUUAA